AGAUUUGUAAACCAAAAAACUUUAAGACGUGGCAAAAUAAAACCCUAAAACUAAGCACCAUUUCCUUUUUCUCUCUUCCAUUUUCUAUUCUACACGCUACGGACGCAACACUGAACUCUCCUUCUCAUCGCCGACGCCGACGCCGUCCGACCAAUCUCACUCACUCUUUCUUACUUUCACGUCUCCUCUGCUCUCAAAUCUCGUCUUCUCCAAGGGACCAGUGCUCGACUCCUCUCUCAGGUCUCAUCUCGUCCCCGCUGACUGCGUUGCCGCUUGCGGCGCAAACGCAUCUAAUUUUUUGUGAUUUGUGAACUCAACGCGCGAAAAAAGCUCUUGAUCUUUAAGCUUAGGAACAAUGGCCAGCGGUUCUGAGCAUGAUCGUACUAAUGAACCAGUGAAUGAGCAAGCAGUUGCAAAUGUUUACGCAGCUAUGAGAUCUGAAUUAAAUCAGAUUUACUCAAAGAUAACUGAAUUGGAGAUGGAAGUGAGCGAGCAUUCACUGGUCAUAAAUGCCAUUCAGCCUCUUGAUCCCUCCAGACGGUGCUACAGGAUGAUUGGUGGUGUGCUGGUGGAAAGAACAAUUAAAGAGGUCCUUCCUGCUGUCCAACGCAAUAAGGAGGGUCUUGAGGAAGUGAUUGCUCGACUUAAUGAGGCCUUGGAAAAGAAGAAAAAAGAAAUUGCUGACUUUGAGACAAAAUAUAAAAUCAGGAUAAGAAAGUCGGAUGGUGAGACGAGAGACGAAAACAACCGGAAAGAAGGUUCUUCUCAAGGAGUCCUUGUGGGGUCUGCUAGUUCAAGCAAAUGAGAGAUGGGCAUUGUAUUUCUCUCCCUCUGCUUUUUGGCGAUUUCGAAUCUGACAUUUCCUUCAUUUUUUUCUGUUAAGGUGUAAUGGGUGCUUAGAAUAUUGAGGUGCUUGGUUGGUCAGAACAAUAGAAAUGUAACAAGAUAUAUCUGUAUAUGAGUUGUGCUUGACUUUUCCUGCUACCAGCAUCAAUCUGAGAUAUCAUCUUGAAGAAGAUGCUAUGAACUAGCUGGAGCAAGAUCACGAUCACACAUUUUGAUUCUCAAUGCAAGACUGUCUAAGCUUAGCGGGUAAAUUGGACCACUGUCAAUUCUAUUAUCUUGUUUGUCUGAGCAUUAUCUUAGAAGCUAGUGCUUUCACUUUCCUUCCCCCCCCCCCCCCCAUUUUCUUUUGAGUUAUCAGAGAGCUUGAAUUCCUGGGCCUUUGCUUAACUUGUACUCCUAGAACUGUCUGAUUGUUCACGUGAAUGAAAAAUCCUGCAAACAAUGUAAAAAACACGAUGCUGAUUGCCAAA
Molecule: messenger RNA, 1316 nt
Organism: Carica papaya (papaya)
Lineage: Eukaryota; Viridiplantae; Streptophyta; Magnoliopsida; Brassicales; Caricaceae
Gene: PDF2
Product: prefoldin 2
Biological process (GO): protein folding
Cellular component (GO): prefoldin complex
Source: RefSeq, a predicted model, not a curated record